AUGGAUCACGCGAUAAGCAUCCACAGGAGUGAAAUAUGGGCAACACGAAGAGCUAGGAUUGAAGCUUUGAAGGUGAGAUACGUCCCGACUCCAGAUAACCAACAACAGCUUGGAGAUGGUGAUCUGAACAAAAUUAUGGAUCGUGAACUAUAUGAAGCCACGAAAGAAGGGGAUGUCGAGAAAUUCAUCGAUGCAUUAGAAAAGGUGUCUAAGUUGAGGAAACUAGCUUUGUGGCAAAUCUUCGGCCAAGUCACUCCCUCCGGGAAUUCAUUGCUUCAUGUAGCAGCAAGCUCUGGAAAUGAUGAGGUCAUGGAGCUCAUUCUCAUUGAUUUCCCUGACCUCGUGACUUGGAAAAAUGCCUCGAUGGAUACUCCGCUUCAUCUUGCCGUUCAAGAUAGAAGGUUCAACGCAACAGAAAAGCUGCUUCGCCUGGGAACAGCCUCGGAAAUUAUAUACUGGGAGAACAAUGAUAGCAAAUCUCCAUUGUAUUUGGCAGCCGAAACUGGGCGCUUGGAGAUUCUUCAGCUUCUCUUGAAAGCUCCUGCUCAAGAUGAAGCUUAUGCAGUCAAGAUAAAGGGCAUUUCACCAGUUUUGGCCCAAAUUGAUGUAGAGAAAAUUUAUAUAUUGGAAGAAAUUGUGGAUAGGCUUCCGAAAUUACUUCACGUGCGUGGUGAAGACGGGGGGACACCAUUGCACUCUGCCGCAUCGGUUGGAAAUGCCAGGGCAGUGAAGGUCCUCCUGAGAAGAUGCCCUUAUCUCGCCCUUCAAACGGACAAAAGCGGCUCCUACCCGAUUCACAUAGCUUGCGAAGGCAGCAGCUUCGGGACAUUCGUAACGUUACUAAAUUACACGUGGCCCGACCUGGCAGAGAUAAAAAACGGAAAGGGUCAGAAUAUCCUUCAUGUUGCUGCCGAGGCUGGGAACAACAACGUGGUCCGACACAUACUCAAGGAAUGCGGGGAGCACACCAACUUAGAGAAGCUGGUGAAUUCGAAAGAUGUUAAAGGCAACACACCCCUCCAUUUGGCUUCAAUGCACACCCAUUGGGAAGUUUUAAGCACUUUGACGAGUCACGAAAGAAUUAAGUUGGAUCUUCUGAACAAUGACAAGUCGAACGCCCUGGAUGUGGCCAUGGAACCCCAAAGCUUCUCAAGCCAAGAUCCAGCGGUACGGGUACGUAAAAUUUUGAAAAAAGCUGCAAUACGGCAAAGCAAAGAUCGAGAUGUUCGGUCACCAAGAGAACAAAGUUCUGGAGCAAGCAAUCGACCUUGCGCCGAUUGGAUCAAGGACGAGAUUAACACUCAAUUGCUUGUAGCCACACUUGUGGCUUCCGUCACAUUCACUGCAGGCUUUACUUUGCCUGGUGGAUAUAAUGCUUCCAGUGAUCGACACCCAGGAAUGGCGACCAUGCUGCACAAAGGAGUAUUCCAGGUUUUCGUAAUUUGCGACGCGUUAGCCAUGUACAACUCCAUCCUUGCGGUUGUAGUCCUCCUCGGGGGUCGCGUUAGCUAUGUCCGCAUAGCAGAAAGAGCUUACAGCGUUGCAGGGGCAUUAUUGCUCUGUGCUUUUAUCAGCAUGGCAGUGGCAUUUUUGGGAGCCAUAAUUGUAGCCGUGAGCGAGCAAACUUGGCUCAUGGCGCUCAUUCUGUGCAUCGCAGUCCUUUACAUCGGGAGCCUCCUGGGCUAUUUUUCACCCUUGGUAGGCCUCGCGGCAAGCUGUAACUUUAAAAUGGAUAUGGAAUCCCGCAAUUAG
Messenger RNA from Eucalyptus grandis, 1752 nucleotides. RefSeq names its product protein ACCELERATED CELL DEATH 6. NCBI's taxonomy places the organism in Eukaryota, Viridiplantae, Streptophyta, Magnoliopsida, Myrtales, Myrtaceae. The coding region runs from base 1 to 1752 and encodes 583 amino acids. The record is from RefSeq and is a predicted model, not a curated record. The transcript has 3 exons. Gene Ontology annotation, cellular component: plasma membrane. Gene Ontology annotation, molecular function: protein phosphatase regulator activity; protein phosphatase 1 binding.